CAAGAAUGAUUUGGUAGCGAAUAGUAUCUUUCAGAUGACAAUUCGAUAUGAAAGUUGGAUAAAUAAAGAGGUGUGCACGGAUCGCGGCUCGUUUAGACUUCAGCAAUUAAGACAAAAGAAUACUUUGAAAACAAAAAAGUGUUUGUGAACAAAUUAUCAAAAUUUCCGCAUCUCAGUGGCGAUAUCAUAAACAUUGCACGGAAUAAUAUAAGUAAAUAAAAGCUAUGUGCGGUGAAAAUUGCUAAUCGAAAAAUUAAAAAAAGCGACCGGGGCUGCAGCGGCGUAAGCACCCUUAUAAUCUUGUAGUUGUUUUUGUGUGUACGAACUUGGUGGCGUUGUGCAAAGAACAAAAGUUCUGAUUUUGGUGGUGAAUCUGUAAACAAAAAAAGUUCCGUUAUAUUAUUGACUUAAAAACGAGUGAAAUCAAUAAAUAUAAAGUAAAAUAAUCAACCAUAUAAAUAUCUACAACACAUUUAAUAAGGCGCGCUAAACUACUAUUCGAGCAAAACAACCGGCAACAAUUUUUUUGUUCACAUUUCCCCCCAACAAUGAAAAUACCUAGCAAAAUUUGAAAAAAAAUCCAAAAAAAGUUGAAACACGUUUACACACAAUAUUGAAAUUAAUAUAUUGUACGUAUACUACAAUACAUAUAUACUUAAAUAUACAUCCAACCUACACAAUUGUAUAAAGUGACAAACCAAAAACAAAAAAAAAAAACAAAAGAAAAAAAUUAAAAAAAAAAUUAAAAAAAAAAUCAACUAAUCAAAGUAAUCUGCAGUUAAGCUGAAAGUUCUCAUCCUCCCAGUAAACAUAUAUAAUACCACCAAUCAAUCCUACCACCACCACUCCACCACUAUUCAACUUCAAUUCGACUAAAUUCAAAGAUAGAAUUUGCAUAAAACUCAAGUCAUGCUAAACAACGCUACAAAUUGUUCGCCGCAUCCUUUACUACUACCAACACCAGAUCAUCCAAAUAUGAAUGGCUACAGUCGCAAGUCACCGUCGAAGCGUCGCUAUGAGGGCUCGAAGUAUCCGGUGUUGCCGAAGAAGAAGCCACGUACGGGCAAGGAGCGCAUACCGCAACCGAAGAACACCGUCGCCAUGCUGAAUGAGCUACGCCAUGGCUUGGUCUAUAAGCUGGAAUCGCAAACCGGUCCGGUGCAUGCACCGCUAUUCACUAUAUCCGUUGAGGUCGAUGGCCAGAAGUAUAUGGGUCAGGGACGCAGCAAGAAGAUCGCACGCAUCGAGGCCGCUGCCACGGCGCUGCGCAGUUUUAUACAAUUCAAAGAUGGCGCCGUACUAACACCACUGAAGCCGACGUGUAAUCUCGAUUUCACAAGCGAUGAGCAUCUGGAAAACGGUAUUGUGAAUUAUGAGAACAUAAGCACGGAUAAAUUAGUCCCGCUUUUAGACGCACUGUUCAGGCAUGCGAAAUUUAUUAAAAAACUGACACCCUUCAUGAGGGUAACCGAUUGUGCAUUGAGCAUGACAAAUGUAAAUAAAAGCGCCAUCACUGUAGAUGGUCAGAAGAAAGUGCCAGAUAAGGGACCUGUUAUGCUGCUCUAUGAGCUCUUCAACGAUGUGCACUUCGAUUGCUCGACUGUAGAUGGCGCGCAGAACAAUUGUCGCUUCAAAAUGACAGUAACGGUGAAUAACAGCAAAUUCGACGGCACAGGACCCUCCAAGAAGCUGGCUAAAAAUGCCGCCGCCAAAGCCGCACUCGCUUCACUGUGCAACAUCUCAUACAGCCCCAUGAUGCAUCCGCAGAAGAAUGUGCCCUUGCCCAUUGACGACAAGACCUCGUCCAUGGAGUUGCCGCAGAUACACGCCGACACCAUCGGCCGUCUGGUAUUGGAGAAAUUCAUGGAGGUCAUUAAGGGGCAGGAAUCGUAUUCGCGACGCAAGGUGCUCGCCGGCAUCGUGAUGACCGAAGACAUGAAUUUCAAUGAAGCCAAAGUAAUUUCCGUGUCCACCGGCACGAAGUGCGUGAGUGGCGAACACAUGAGCGUCACCGGCGCCGUGCUGAACGAUUCGCAUGCCGAGAUCGUGUCACGCCGUUGUCUCAUGAAAUACUUAUAUGCUCAAUUAGAACUACAAUGCAGUCAGACCACUGCAAAUCAGUCGAUUUUCGUGAGGAAUCAAGACAAUGGGCAAUACCCGUACAAACUAAAAUCCGGUGUUCAUUUCCAUUUGUACAUCAAUACAGCGCCUUGUGGUGAUGCACGGAUUUUUAGUCCUCACGAAAAUGACACUGGUGUUGACAAACAUCCAAAUAGAAAGGCGCGUGGCCAAUUGCGUACGAAAAUCGAGUCGGGUGAGGGCACCAUACCGGUCAAAAGCAAAGAAGGACUACAAACAUGGGAUGGCGUACUGCAGGGCGAACGUUUGCUCACUAUGUCCUGCUCCGAUAAGAUUGCACGCUGGAACAUCGUUGGCAUACAGGGCUCACUGCUGGCCUCGAUUAUCGAGCCGAUUUAUUUGCAUUCCAUAGUUUUGGGCAGUUUAUUGCAUCCCGAGCACAUGUAUCGUGCCGUCUGCGGUCGAAUAGAGAAAUCCAUACAAGGUCUUCCACCACCCUAUCACUUGAAUAAGCCACGCUUGGCAUUGGUCACAUCGGCUGAGCCGCGCAAUCAAGCCAAGGCACCGAAUUUCGGUAUCAAUUGGACAAUCGGUGAUAGUGAGGUGGAGGUGGUGAAUUCGCUUACCGGCAAAACGGUCAAUAACCAAAUAUCGCGCAUUACCAAGCAGAUGUACUUCAUGAAGUAUGGCUAUUUGAUGAAAAAUUUGCCCGGUAUACCGAAUCGCAAGCUCACAACCGAUUACGGGCAAACCAAGGAGAGGGUUAAGGACUACCAGAUUGCCAAGAAAGAGCUAUUUGCGGCUUUUCGUCGCGAAGAUCUCGGCAGCUGGCUGAAAAAACCAAUGGAACAAGAUCAAUUUGCGCUUCCGGAAUGACUCCAUUGUCAUCCUUUUGUUAUUAUUUAUGUUUGUUUGAGUACCGUGUGUCUGUAAGUGCGUUUGCCGUAUUAUGGAAUAGAGCUGCGCAA
This is a messenger RNA of Bactrocera tryoni, 3047 nucleotides long. RefSeq names its product double-stranded RNA-specific editase Adar (gene Adar). Lineage: Eukaryota; Metazoa; Arthropoda; Insecta; Diptera; Tephritidae. Gene Ontology annotation, molecular function: double-stranded RNA binding; double-stranded RNA adenosine deaminase activity; tRNA-specific adenosine deaminase activity. The coding region runs from base 910 to 2955 and encodes 681 amino acids. The transcript has 13 exons. Gene Ontology annotation, biological process: adenosine to inosine editing; RNA processing. The record is from RefSeq and is a predicted model, not a curated record. Gene Ontology annotation, cellular component: nucleolus; cytoplasm.